AUGAAAAAAUUAAAGAACAAACUCACCUCAAAACUACAACCCUCAAAACCCUCAGAACCAAACCACCCACCAACCAAACCCUCAAAACCCAACAGUCUAGAAAUCCACACCCUAUACUCAGACCCGCACCCAGAUAUCGACAUAAUCGCCAUCCACGGCCACAACGGCCACUACACUGAAACCUUCACCCACCCCACCACCCAAAACAACUGGCUCACCACCCUCCUCCCAGCCCUCACAACCAGCACCGGCCACCACCCGCGCAUCCUCUCCUUCUCCUACACCAAAACCGCCGAAGCCUCCCUUGGAACCUCCUUCAUCGCCUCCUCCUUCCUCUCCACCCUGGUCUCCCUCCGUCCCGACCCCUCCCGCCCCAUCCUCUGGAUCGCGCACUCCUUCGGCGGACCCCUGCUCCACGGGCUCCUCAGUCUCGAUGGUGCCGAAGGCGUAAACGAUAUCCGGGUCGCCACGAAAGCGAUCUUGUUCUUUGGGGUGGAUAAGGCGGGGGGCGGAUGGACUAACCUCGCGCUGGCGAGUGAGGAGGCGGGGAUGAGUGCCGAGAUGCGGAAACUGCGGGCGGAGGUUGUGUGGUUAGGAAGCAGCGAGGUCAGAUAUCGGGAGUUGUUUCGGGAGAGGGGGUGGUUUGUGAGGUUUUUCUUGGAGGGGGGGGAGGGGGAAGGGGAAUUGACGCAGGAGAAUGUGGUGAGGUUAGGGAAGAGGCAUGGGGAGAUGGUUAGGUUUGCAGGGGAAGAAGACGAGGAUUGGAUGAGGGUUAGGGAUGUGUUGGUUGAGGUUUUGGAGAGGUGUUUUGGGAGAGGGGAGGGGAAAGGGGUUGUGAGAGAUGAAUGA
Glarea lozoyensis ATCC 20868 is the source of this 849-nucleotide messenger RNA. RefSeq lists its product as uncharacterized. The record is from RefSeq and is a predicted model, not a curated record. The transcript has 2 exons. NCBI's taxonomy places the organism in Eukaryota, Fungi, Ascomycota, Leotiomycetes, Helotiales, Helotiaceae. The coding region runs from base 1 to 849 and encodes 282 amino acids.